GGCCGCUGCGGGGCUCGAUCACAUGACCAUCACGGAGCCAGGCUGCCCAGAUCCAAUAUGGUGGCCAGCUUGGCAGGUCUACGGUUCCUGUUGAUGAUAUUGUUGUUGUGCGGGAUCAGGAGCGGCGCCUGCAGCCAGGAAGCCCCGAAGGUUCUGGGGCUGCGACUGGAAGACCCGGCGGCUCUGGUGUGCAUGAAGGAUCGGAUCAUCUCUGCGCCAGAAGGAGCCACGUUCGAGCUCCGUCUCUUCGGGGAUAAUCUGAAUGGAAGCUGGCCGUGGGUGGCGUUCGCAGGGGCAAGUGGCGGGGCGGCCGGGGCGGUGGGCGAUGCUCCGGACCCGUGCGGGGACGAGUCCAGCCGCCGGGACUCCGCCUUCCAGGUGAGGGACGGGUUCAUCCCGGAUGAGAAGUUCAGCGGGCUGCUGACGGUGGACGUCCGGAGGGGCAGCAUCUCCGCAGGGGGCGAGCUGAUCUACUACCACCUGUGCGUGCUGAGCGAGGGGGAGUGGGCGUCCGUGGGUCCGGACAGGCUGCGGAUCAGCACCGACACCGGUCUGCCCGAGGAUCACAUCCCGCCGUGGGGUCUGGCCGUGCUGGUCGUGCUGAUGCUGCUGGUGUGCGCGGCGCUGAGGACGGUGAACCUGAGCCUCCUGUGGCUGGACCCCGUGGAGCUCUACGUCCUCCACAGCUGCGGCUCCGAGGAGGAGAAGCGGGCCGCGAAGCGCCUGGAGCCCAUCAGGAGGAGGGGGAACUUCUUGACAUGCUCGCUGGUGUUCCUGUGCGCCCUGGGACACUCGGUCCUGGGCGUCCUCCUGUACCGGGCCCUCGGCUCCAUCGCCUCCGCCGUCUUCACCAGCGCCUUCCUCAUCUUCUUCCUGGCGGAGCUGGCUCCUCACAUCCUGUGCUCCGGUUACGGCUUCCAGCUGGCGCCCGGUCUCACCUGGCUGGCCCAGGUCUGCAUGGUGCUCACCUUCCCCCUGUCCUGUCCCCUGGGCCUGAUCCUGGACCUGGGCCUGAGGAGGGACAUCAGCACCUGUGGGAUCAGAGAAAGGGCCAUGGAGAUGAUCCGGACCAGCGUCAACGACCCCUACAGUGAGUUUGUUAAGGAGGAGUUCAGCCGUGGGACGCUGCGCAUUAAGACGGUGGAGGACAUCCUGACUCCCCUGAAGGACUGCUUCAUGCUGCCCAGCUCGGCCGUCCUCGACUUCUCCACCAUGUCAGAGAUCAUGCAGUGCGGAUACACACGAGUGCCGAUCUACGAGGAGGAGAGGUCCAACAUCGUGGAGAUCUUGUACGUGAAGGACUUGGCUCUGGUGGAUCCGGACGACUGCACGCCGAUGACGACCAUCACCAAGUUCUACAACCACCCGCUGCACUACGUCUUCAACGACACCAAGCUGGACGCCAUGUUGGAGGAGUUCAAGAAAGGAAACUCCCACAUGGCCAUCGUCCAGAAGGUGAAUAAUGAGGGGGAGGGGGAUCCCUUCUACGAGGUGCUGGGCCUGGUCACCCUGGAGGACGUCAUCGAGGAGAUCAUCAAGUCGGAGAUCCUGGACGAAUCCGACGGCUACCUGGACAGGAAAGUGAAGCGCCCCCUCCCUCCGUUGGAGAUUCCUCUGGAGCCUCGCAGCGCCCACGAGGAGUUCUCGCUCUUCAAGCCUCCCGAAGGAGAACCCAAGAUCCGCACCUCCCCUCAGCUCCUGCUGGCCACGCACCGCUUCCUCUCCAGAGAAGUGGAGCACUUCAACCCGGGUCGAGUCUCUGAGAAGGUCCUGUUCCACCUCCUCCGUCACCCCAGCGUCAACCAGGAAGUUCCCUUCGACCCGAGCAACCGGCUAAGCCCCGCCCACUACCUGUACACCCGCAACCACCCGGUGGACUACUUCAUCCUGCUGCUGCAGGGCCGUGUGGAGGUGGAGAUCGGUAAAGAGGGGCUGAAGUUUGAGAACGGAGCGUUUACGUACUACGGCGUGUCUGCACUGACGCUGCCAUCUUCAGUGCAUCAGUCUCCGGUGUCGACCCAGCGUCACUCUCCCAGGGAUCCCUUCGAGGCAGCGGACGCCGCCAGCCCGUCCAGCUACUGCCCCGACUACACCGUCCGAGCCCUCACCGACCUGCAGCUCAUACGGGUGACACGUCUGCAGUAUCUGAACGCUCUCAUGGCGUCGCGCGUCGGCCAGAGUCCAGAUCCUCCGGAGAUCAAGAUCCUUCCCAACAGUCAGACCAAGCUGCUCAACGACAGGAACACCACCACACAAGAGUUUCCUGUAAACUUCUCAUUCUUUGAUACCAUUGAGAACUACUGUUAGUGGUUUAUUAUUUUUUUGCAUGAGGUGGCAGCCGAUCCCAGGAGAGCUCCACAGAAGAGGAGGCUCAUGGGUAGUGCGGUUCUAUCUGCACACUGUAAA
This is a messenger RNA of Mugil cephalus (flathead mullet), 2406 nucleotides long. RefSeq names its product metal transporter CNNM3. Gene Ontology annotation, molecular function: transmembrane transporter activity. The record is from RefSeq and is a predicted model, not a curated record. The transcript is spliced from 12 exons. NCBI's taxonomy places the organism in Eukaryota, Metazoa, Chordata, Actinopteri, Mugiliformes, Mugilidae. Gene Ontology annotation, cellular component: plasma membrane. Gene Ontology annotation, biological process: transport; magnesium ion homeostasis. The coding region runs from base 58 to 2307 and encodes 749 amino acids.